Molecule: messenger RNA, 794 nt
Organism: Scophthalmus maximus (turbot)
Lineage: Eukaryota; Metazoa; Chordata; Actinopteri; Pleuronectiformes; Scophthalmidae
Gene: ube2c
Product: ubiquitin-conjugating enzyme E2C
Exons: 7
Coding region: 151-675 (174 amino acids)
Source: RefSeq, a predicted model, not a curated record
AAGUCGGCUGCUGAUUGGCUGCGUCAGUCAGUGAGCGUCAUUUUAAACCGGGGCGGCAGUGUGUGUUGAGUCAGAAUCGAACAGCAGCUCCAGCUCCGACUAACGGCCGGACACACGGUGAGUCUUGCAGCAACCGGAUCGUUUAUUAUCAUGGCCUCCCAGAACAUGGACCCCGCGGCGGCAGCUGCUUCCUCCACAGCCGCUCUGAAGGGCAGCGAGAGCGGCGGCAGCGCGGCCAGAAGCUCCGUGUCUAAACGGCUGCAGCAGGAACUCAUGACGCUGAUGAUGUCGGGUGAUAAGGGGAUCUCGGCGUUUCCUGAAUCAGAUAAUCUCUUCAAAUGGAUCGGAACCAUUGAUGGACCUCAGGGGACGGUGUACGAGGACCUCAGGUACCGCCUGUCCCUGGACUUUCCGGCUGGUUAUCCAUACCAGGCUCCCCGUGUGAAGUUUGUCACUCCGUGUUUUCAUCCCAAUGUUGACGACCAAGGAUUCAUCUGUCUCGACAUCCUGAAGGACAAGUGGUCGGCGCUCUACGACGUCCGCUCCAUCCUGCUUUCAAUCCAGAGCCUGCUGGGAGAGCCAAACAACGAAAGUCCACUGAACACGACUGCAGCUGAAAUGUGGCAAGAUCAGGAAGCCUUUAAAGCUCAUCUACACUCGACCUUCCAGAAGUGACGCAGCUCCUCGUUUCUUCUUCUUCUUUCGUCGUCGUCGUCUUCUUCUUCUUCCUGACCUUUCCGUGUGUCGUCUGUGUUUGUACAAUAUUUUUAUGUUCAAUAAAGUUCUUACUUCAA